UUCAGGUACGCCAAGACCGAAAGAGCAGCAGUGGCCAGCGAGCGGCCACCGACACUACGGGCAUCGGAACGGGAUCAGGGCAGUCCGCCCGCCUGCCCGCCCGCCCGGGAUGUUUCGCAGCCAGCUGGCAGGCAUGGAUCUGCCACAGCAACCCACUUGCCCGGUGCCAAGGCUGCUGCUACUGCUGUUGUGGAGCUUGGUUCUGCCUUGGCCUGGUGAAGGAUCCCAGCGCAGUAAACCCAUGUUCACAGCAGUCACGGAUCAAAUCCUUCCCCCUGACUAUGACAGCAACCCAACUCAGCUCAACUAUGGUGUGGCUGUGACUGAUGUAGACCAAGAUGGAGACUUCGAGAUUGUCGUGGCUGGGUACAAUGGACCCAACCUGGUGCUGAAGUACGACAAGGCACGGGGACAGCUGUUGAAUCUUGCAGUGGAUGAACACAGCUCCCCCUACUAUGCACUGAGGGAUCGCCAGGGCAAUGCAAUUGGUGUGACAGCUUGUGACAUUGAUGGAGAUGGAAGGGAGGAGAUUUACUUCCUAAACACCAAUAAUGCCUUUUCUGGUGUAGCCACCUAUACAGAUAAACUGUUCAAGUUCCGCAACGGGCACUGGGAGGACAUCUUGAGUGAUGAGGUGAAUCGGGGUGUGGCAAGCCGGUUUGCUGGGCGUUCUGUGGCAUGCGUGGACAGGCUGGGGUCUGGCCGCUAUUCCAUUUACAUAGCUAACUAUGCCAAUGGAAGGGUUGGUCCUCAUGCCCUCAUUGAGAUGGAUACAGCUGCCAGUGACCUAGAGCGUGGCAUUGUGGCACUGAAUGAUGUGGCUGCGGAUGCUGGAGUCAAUAAAUUCACAGGGGGUCGGGGCAUAGCGGUGGGUCCCAUUCUCAGUGAAGCUGCCUCUGACAUAUUUUGUGAUAAUGAGAACGGAGCCAACUUCCUCUUUCAGAACCAGGGUGACGGUACCUUCAUAGAUGUAGCACCCAGUACUGGCUUGGAUGAUCCCUACCAGCAUGGUCGUGGAGUGGCACUGGCUGACUUCAACCGUGAUGGCAAAGUUGACCUAAUCUAUGGUAACUGGAAUGGACCACACCGGCUCUAUCUGCAGAUUAAUGCAGGUGGGCGUAUCCGCUUCCGGGACAUUGCCACGCCCAAACUGUCCAUGCCAUCACCUGUCCGCACCGUCAUCGCUGCUGAUUUUGACAAUGACCAGGAAUUGGAGGUCUUCUUCAACAACAUCGCGUAUCGUGGCUCAUCUGCCAACCGCCUCUUCCGGGUUAUCCGCCGAGAACAUGCCGACCCAGCUAUUGAAGAACUAAACCCUGGUGAUGCUGUGGAACCAGAGGGGCGUGGCACAGGAGGUGUGGUAGUAGAUUUUGAUGGUGAUGGGAAGCUGGAUUUGGUUCUUUCACAUGGCGAAUCCAUGGCACAGCCACUCUCAGUCUUCAAAGUCAAUGAGGGUGCUGGCAACAACUGGCUGCGGGUGAUUCCACGUACACGCUUUGGGGCAUUUGCUCGUGGUGCUAAAGUGGCGCUGUUCACACGGCACAGUGGUGCCCAUCUGCGCAUCAUUGAUGGAGGGUCUGGGUACUUGUGUGAGAUGGAGCCUGUUGCCCAUUUCGGCCUGGGGCAGGAUGAGCCCAGCAGCCUGGAAGUGACUUGGCCAGAUGGCAAGUUUAUCAGCCGGGCUGUAGUGAGCACUGAGACCAAUUCUGUACUGGAAAUUCUCUAUCCCCAGGACACAUCAGGGUCACCCACCAUUAUACCUCCUCUUGAGUGUGGCCAAGGAUUCUCUCAGCACAAGAAUGGGCGCUGUGUUGACACGGAUGAGUGUGCAGAAUUUCCUUUUGUGUGUCCAAGAGGCAGACCCAUCUGCAUCAACACUUAUGGUGGAUACCAUUGCCGCAGCAACAAGCGCUGUAACCGGGGCUUUGAACCCAAUGAGGACGGCACUGCUUGUGUUGCUCAAGUGGCCUUUUUCGGUGGAUACCCUUCUUCAGGGAGCUGGCCGGGCUCGACCUUGCCAUCAGCCCCUCUCCUUUCACUUUGCCUUGGACUCUGCUUUUACUCCUAUGCACUUUAAGCCUUGCCAAUAAAGGACAGAAGCAGCCUUUAUGGAUGACCUGGCCUCCCUCUCCUCCUUCCCUCCACAUCCUCUCAUCCAGUUUUCUCAUGGUUGUCCCUGGAAACAUGAACUGAAGUGGGGCAUCCACUGUACAGCCCAGCUGAUGACACUGGCACUAGCAACACACCCUUUGCAUGUUUUCUGAGAAAACAGAGAGGGCAGAUGCGCCACCAAUGCUGGUCACCUCUAUAUGGUGGCCGUCUUCUUAGGAGCUCGCCUAUAACCAAGAAGGUAGCUCUUGAUGGUAGUUGCUUGCUUGGUUAAAAUCAAUACAGUUACUCUGUGCCUGCUGGUUUGGCCUAUGACAUAAUUGUUUCCCAUCCUUCCUCAUGCUCCUCCUCCUCUUCCCCUGCAGCCCAAUUACAAACCUGGAUCUUGGUUUGUCUGCAAUUUAAAUAAACAAUCUUCCACUGGAGUAUCACUCUCCCCUAACAACCCACCACCACCACCACCAAUAAACUCUACACUGUUGACAAGCAUAUGCUUGCAACUAUGCUUGGGAUGUGGGUGAGAUUGCGGAUAAUUGCUAAUAUUCAGAAGAAAAUUGGCCAGAAAAUUAGUGUUAAGCUUUGUGCCUGUUUCCUGUGUGGCAGACGUAUGAAUGUCUAAGGGCAGUUGGGUAACCAGUCAUAAGAUUCUGGGUUUUACUUCAUUUUAAAACAAGCAAGCAGCCAGUCCUGCUGAAUUCUGCUCUACAGGGCCCUGCACAGCUGAUCAGAAGUCCUGUCCUGGUAGAAUCUCUGAUAGAAGUUGCUUCCAGUUUGCAGCAGCACAUUUCCCAUUUGCCUUUCAACAUUUCUACUAUAUUUGUAUUUUUUACUUCUUUACCACAGCCCUCUCCAACUUGAGUCCAUUCCAGAUG
Molecule: messenger RNA, 2981 nt
Organism: Candoia aspera
Lineage: Eukaryota; Metazoa; Chordata; Lepidosauria; Squamata; Candoiidae
Gene: CRTAC1
Product: cartilage acidic protein 1
Exons: 15
Coding region: 110-2077 (655 amino acids)
Biological process (GO): axonal fasciculation
Molecular function (GO): calcium ion binding
Source: RefSeq, a predicted model, not a curated record